AUGGCAAAUAAAGCUUUCGAAUAUCAAAACUUAAAGCGAAAGCACGAAAAAAAUAGUGAAUUUGACGAGCAAAAUUUGAAACGAAAAAAUGAAGCAAAACUCGGCUCUAACAAAUCGAUAAAAGCAUCAAAAGCUUCAACUCCUAAUAGCCGUGUUCGUGAACAUUACAAUGAAAAACCGGAUGUUGGUGUUGAGAAACGAAAUGAAUCUACAAUAUUAUUUUUAAAAAAUUUCAAUAAUUGGAUUAAAAGUGUUAUAAUUGGGAAAUAUGUUGGUGCUAAUUCUACAGUUCUCGAUAUUGGCUGUGGAAAGGGUGGUGAUCUCCUUAAAUGGAAAGCCGCAAAAAUUUCUGCGCUUGUGGGUCUUGACCUUUCAGAUGUAUCAAUUGAUCAUGCCAAAAAUCGUUGGGAGAAUCUUAAUAUUAGAGAUAAAUAUCCCGCAGAAUUCCAUGUUUUAGAUUGUUUUUCUAACCCAAUUACCUCAAUUUCGUCUAUAAAAAAUAAAAAGUUUGAUGUUGUCAGCAUGCAAUUAUGUCUUCAUUACUCGUUUGAGACAGAAAAUAAAGCACGCAUGGCUUUAAUUAAUGCAUCUUCUAAUCUAAAAGAAGGUGGUUUGUUUAUCGGCACGGUAACGGACGCCAAUUGGAUUGCUAAAAAACUAAAGGCCUUAGGACCAAAGGAGUUACAAUUCGGUAAUUCGAUAUAUUCCAUCAUAUUCGAACAAAAACACGAAUUUCCAACCUUCGGACACAAAUAUAAUUUUUAUCUUGAGGACGCCAUAAAUGACUGUCCAGAAUAUUUGGUUCACUUUCCAACGUUUGAAAGGUAUGUCAGAUUUCAUGAUAUAUACAACGAAGCAAAAGAGGAUCCACAAUAUCGCCAACUACUAUACAAGAUGUCUGUAAUUAAACUCAAUAAAGAGUAUGGUGAGAUGAGCGAUGCAGAAUGGGAAGCUGCAGGUUUUGCGUUUAAGAAAGUGGUAAAAUAA
Molecule: messenger RNA, 987 nt
Organism: Cetraspora pellucida
Lineage: Eukaryota; Fungi; Glomeromycota; Glomeromycetes; Diversisporales; Gigasporaceae
Source: the annotation of a GenBank genome assembly